Messenger RNA from Fundulus heteroclitus (mummichog), 2204 nucleotides. RefSeq names its product kelch repeat-containing protein (gene krcp). The coding region runs from base 107 to 1753 and encodes 548 amino acids. The record is from RefSeq and is a predicted model, not a curated record. The transcript has 13 exons. NCBI's taxonomy places the organism in Eukaryota, Metazoa, Chordata, Actinopteri, Cyprinodontiformes, Fundulidae. Gene Ontology annotation, molecular function: protein binding.
AACUAGCGCGGAAUUCGGAAGACGUACACGCAGCAGUGGCGGGAGAGGCAUAAAACAAUUUUAAAUCGUGAAAAGAAACUAAGAGAAAUUAGAGGAAGACUUCGGGAUGGAUGAGUUUGGAGUUUAUGCUAUUUUUGGCCUAAACGGGCCGCCUCAAAGGCUGUUGAGAGCGGAGGGGUCGCGCAGAGUUUCUGCUGCAGUUCCACCAUCUGCCCGACAGGUGGUGCUGUUCAGCAGCGGGCCGUGGGGUGACAGCCUCUGCGUCAGCGCGGAGCUCACUGACGCACAUCAGGUCCCCAUCACCAUUGGAAAACUGACCCCUUAUAAUAAGUGUCUCUCAUGGGAGCAGUGGGAGGAGGAGACCUGGACAGACGGCGUCGUGCUGCAUGUCUCACUCGAGGGAGGAAACAUGACAAACUCGGAACCAGAAGUGAUCGUAGCUGUGAACGAAUACACACCAAAGAACACGCCGGCUCCCCUCGCAGACCGAGAGCUCGGCGGCAAGAGAAAGAGAGGGCGGGCGUCCGAGGAAGACCCCGACGGCGGCGGUGAGACGAGAGGAGAGGAAAACAUUUGCCCCAACGGCGUCAAGGAGAAGGCGACCCCUUCGCGAAAGGCCAAAGGUCAAGCCAAAAGCUGCCAGAAGCUGUUCGACAACAGAUCAAAGACAGCAGCUAAUGAGCCGAGAGAGACGCCGGCGAUCGUGGGAGGAACGCCUCCUCAGGCCGGAGCCCGGGUGAAGAGUCGCCAGGCCAGGACGCCCACGCAGACAUCCUCCCCGGUCAGCCCGUCGGGACGCUGGGGUCAGACUUUAUGUCCCAUCGAUGCUCAGACGGCCAUUUUAAUCGGCGGCCAGGGAGCCAGGAUGCAGUUCUGCAAGGACCCCAUGUGGAAGCUGCGCAUAGAGGACAUGUCCUGGGUGGCUGCGGAGACGCUGGCGGAGGGUCCCACCCCCGAGGCCAGGAUCGGCCACUCGGCCGUCUUCGACCCCGACUCCAGGCGGAUCUUUGUGUUCGGAGGCUCCAAGAACAGGAAGUGGUUCAACGACGUGCACAUCCUGGACACGCAGAGCUGGAGGUGGACCAUGGUGGAGGCCCAGGGGAAGGUUCCUCCUCUGGCCUACCACAGCUGCAGCAUGUUCCGGGGGGAGCUGUUCGUGCUCGGCGGCGUGUUUCCCCGGCCCAACCCGGAGCCCGACGGCUGCAGCGACUCGCUCUACAUCUUCGACCCCCACCUGUCCAUCUGGUACCAGCCCAUCCUGACGGGAGACAAACCCUCGCCCCGCUCUGGCCACUCAGCCUGCGUGAUCCAGGAGCGCUACAUCUACGUGUUCGGAGGCUGGGACACGCCCGUCUGCUACAACGACAUGUACAAGCUGGACCUCGGUCUGAUGGAGUUUUCUGCGGUGAAAACGUCGGGAAAAGCCCCGUCUCCACGAAGCUGGCAUGGCUGCGCUGCGCUCUCAGAGACCAAGUUCCUGAUCCACGGCGGCUACAACGGGAACAACGCCCUCAGUGACGCCUUCGUUUUUGACACAGACACCAACAGCUGGACCGAGCUGAAGCUCCCUCAGCUCGCCGUCCCCAGGGCGGGGCACUCCAUCAUCGCCAUGGAGACGCCGGCCCGCCACGGCGAGGAGUCGACGGAGCCCGUCAGAAGAACUCUGCUGGUGUUCGGAGGAGGAGACAACGAGGGAGCCUUCUUCUCCGACCUGACGAGCGUUUCCGUCGAGGAGCUGCUGGAGGCGGCGUGAGCGGCGGGCCGGCGCCUCGUGGCUCGACAUUGUUUUGGUUUUUAAAUACGCGCAGCUUGAGGCGUGUAUUUUAUGAGGUCAAAACGACAUCUCGUUUUCACGUCUGUCCGUCAUGCACAAAACAAGCAGCAUUAAGAGCCAAACUGCUGCUUUUGUUUUAAAAAAAAAAAAUCAUUUAUUAAGCUUUUGUAAGUUCAGUGGCGUUGGUUUCAAGCACCAGGAAACAUUUCUUGCUAAGAAAUAAUUUUGUAUAUAUGUUUAAAGCUUAUUCCCUCAGGAAAACUUUUGUUUUUAUUUUUGCUUUUCUUGUCUUUUUUUUUUUCCUUUUUUUAAUAAUGGUGAUAAAAACACGUCAUCUUUUCAGUGAUCAUCCUUUUAAACUCUGUUAUAUCAGGUUCAGCUACUCCUCUGUUAACGACUUAAUAAAGGUUUAUCGUUUUGAUUUUGACCU